This is a messenger RNA of Papaver somniferum (opium poppy), 954 nucleotides long. RefSeq lists its product as uncharacterized. Lineage: Eukaryota; Viridiplantae; Streptophyta; Magnoliopsida; Ranunculales; Papaveraceae. The transcript has 2 exons. The coding region runs from base 1 to 954 and encodes 317 amino acids. The record is from RefSeq and is a predicted model, not a curated record.
AUGUACAAAUCGUUAGCGGCAGAGAAGUUAUACCCUUCAUGUGAAGACAAUCUCAUAAUAUUAUCUGCUAUUGUAGAACUGCACAAUGUGAAGAAAACUUAUAAAAUUUCGGGUAACCGUGUCAACAAUUUGUUGGAUUUGUUAAGAGAGUGGCUUUCAAAACCUAACAAGUUUCCCAAAAACUAUGAUGUUAUGAGGUCAAUGCUUAAGGAUCUGGGGAUGAAAGCGAAGGCUAUUCAUGCUUGUGAGAAUCAUUGUAUUCUGUAUUACGAGGAGAAUGAGGAUUUAAUAGAGUGUCUGUUUGAAUUCCAAAUGAUGACUCUGUUGAUACAUGGGCGUAAGUCACCGGGUCAAGACAUUGAUGUUUUUUUGUGGCCGCUGGUCAACACGCUAAAAAAACUUUGGAAUCAAGGUGUACAAGCUUUUGAUUCUUUGAAAAGGGAGUAUUUUACUCUGAAAGCAACUCUGAUGUUUGGCAUUCAUGACUUGCCUGCUCAAGGUGUUUUAAGUGGAUGUACCACUCAUGGAUAUUGUGCGCGUAUUUGUUGCGCAGACGAAACUCGAAGUACUCAUCUAGGUUACGACAACAAGAUUGUGUACACUAACUAUCGUAUAUUCCUUAAGAAAAGUCACCCAUUUAGGGAUGGGACUCUUUUAGGAUUAGAGACACAGGAGCAUAAAAGUGCACCGCUAAGACUAACAGGAGCGCAGUCGCUUGAGAAGUUGGCCGAUGUUCGUUACGAACCUGGUAAGUUAGUGGUCCGCAAGAUAGGUAAACGAAAGAGAUAUCAGUUUGAUGAAGAGGAAGGUGAUUCUGAGCUUGUCACAGGUGCUUUCUUCAAGAAGUGUAUUCUUUGGGAACUUCAGUCGUAUUGUGCCUUGACUAUACGGUAUUGUGUCGACGUGAUGCACACGGAAAAGAACGUCAUGGAACACAUUAUCUACACUCUUUGA